This is a messenger RNA of Monodelphis domestica (gray short-tailed opossum), 2244 nucleotides long. It is a transcript of the gene BEST1, whose product is annotated as bestrophin 1. The record is from RefSeq and is a predicted model, not a curated record. Gene Ontology annotation, molecular function: chloride channel activity. Lineage: Eukaryota; Metazoa; Chordata; Mammalia; Didelphimorphia; Didelphidae.
AUGACUGUUACCUACACCAACCGGGUGGCAAACGUCCACCUGGGCACCUUCUCCAGGCUCCUGCUCCAAUGGCGAGGGAGCAUCUACAAACUCCUCUAUUGCGAAUUCUGCAUCUUCGUCCUCAGCUAUUUCACCAUUAGCAUCAUUUACAGACUGAUCCUCAGUGAAAGCCAGAGGCUGCUGUUUGAGAAGUUGGCCUUGUACUGCGAUAAGUACGCCCAGCUCAUCCCUGUGUCAUUCGUGCUGGGCUUCUACGUGACCCUGGUCGUGUCCCGCUGGUGGAGUCAGUACCAGAGCAUCCCCUGGCUCGACCGGCUCAUGAACCUGGUCUCAGCCAACGUGGAAGGCGAGGAUGAGCAAGGCCGGCUGCUUCGGCGCACCCUGAUGCGCUACGCCCACCUGUGCACGGUUCUUAUCCUCCGCUCAGUGAGCACCGCUGUCUAUAAACGCUUCCCCAGCAUCCGACACCUGGUGCAGGCCGGCCUCAUGACCCCCGAGGAGCACAAACGAUUUGAGAGCCUCAACUCUCCCCACAACAAAUUCUGGGUUCCGUGUGUGUGGUUUGCCAACCUGGCCGCCAAAGCCCGAAGGGAAGGCCAGAUCAGGGACAGCGUUGUUCUCCAGGGUAUCCUGAAUGAGCUGAACACCUUACGCUCUCAGUGUGGGGCCCUCUACGGCUAUGACUGGAUCAGUGUCCCUCUAGUCUACACCCAGGUGGUCACCGUCGCAGUCUACAGCUUCUUCUUGGCCUGUCUGAUAGGGCGACAGUUUCUGGACCCAACCAAAGGCUACCCAGGCCACGAGCUGGACCUUUUCAUGCCUGUCUUCACCCUUCUCCAGUUCUUCUUCUAUGCUGGCUGGUUAAAGGUGGCAGAGCAGCUCAUUAACCCCUUCGGGGAGGACGACGAUGACUUUGAGGCCAACUGGCUGAUUGACCGGAAUUUACAGGUAUCUCUUCUGGCUGUGGAUGGCAUGCACCAAGACUUGCCAGUCCUGGAGAAGGACAUGUACUGGAACGAGUCAGACCCCUGCCUGCCCUACACAGCCGCCACUGCUGAGUCCAAGCGAGCCUCCUUCAUGGGCUCCACCUUUGACAUCAGCAUGCAGAAGGAAGAGAUGGAGUUUCAGCCCCUAGAACAGAUAAAGGAGAACGAGGAGGCCAAUCACUCGACUCCGUUCAUGAGCCCCUUCAGUCGCCUCCUGGGAGGCCAGCCAACCAGUUUCACCAGAUCUACCUCUAAAACGAACCUGCUUCGGAGGAGGGAUUACCCAUACCAGGACGUGGGCAAGCCCAGGAGCUCCUGUUGUGCCUGGACCUCCAAGGGUGAUUCUUCCUCCCAGGCUGGUUCCAGCUUGAGGGAACAGUGGGACAAUGAAGACUCGAAGCUGCGGGAACUCGAUGCCUUCAUCUGUACCCCCUUCUAUGAGAGGCCUGGCUUCUACAGUGCCCCCCAGACCCCCAUCAGCUCCUUCCCUCUGGUUUUCCCACUGAAGCGCCCACCAGGCAGAAGAUGUGCUCUCUCCAGUGCCCAUGCUGGCUCAUCCUCCACGAAGGACAAUUGUGCCAAUCCUUGCCCAUCACAGGCCAGUGACAUGGACAGGAGCCCAAAUUCCCUGACUUCCAGCAUGAGGGAAACUUUCAUCUGGCCCACAGAGAGAGGCAAAACCCCUGAGGUCUCCUUGGUGGCCACCCUGGAGGACCAUCUGCCCAGGAAAAAUGAAGAACUUGGGGCCCCAGGGACCCCAGAGGCCCAGACCACAGCUUUAGGGAGCCCCAACCUCCUGUUUCAGUCUGUAGCUCCUGAUGUAGAGAAACCAGACAGCUUGAGGAGCCCCAGGGGCCCCUGGCACACCUGGCUGGCCCCAGAGAACACAGCUGUUCUCAGUUCAGAUUCACUCCCUGCAAUGGGCAGCCCCUCAGCUCCCGGUGAUGAUCUCACCUCUGUCCCUCUGGCACCACCUUUGCUCUCUCAAGUCAGGUACAACAAAGCUGCCAUGCCUGGCUCUGAAGCUCAUGGGCCCAGCAACAUUGGCCAGGUCUCCAUGGAAAUGUCGGGGUCUCCAAAAGAUCUAGGGAGCAAAGGGGAUGUCCAUUUCACCAUGGAGCCCAGGGCAGCUCCUGAGCAUCCUUCCUCUAAAGACUCAGGCAUCUCCCUGGCUGAGGGAGACUUGGUGGGGCUGAUAGAAACAAUCCUGGAAAGGAGCGAGUUCCCUGACGCUGGACAAGUGGGCAGGUUCAAUUAG